Salvelinus sp. IW2-2015 is the source of this 1193-nucleotide messenger RNA. RefSeq names its product peroxisomal sarcosine oxidase-like. Gene Ontology annotation, molecular function: L-pipecolate oxidase activity; flavin adenine dinucleotide binding; sarcosine oxidase activity. The record is from RefSeq and is a predicted model, not a curated record. Gene Ontology annotation, cellular component: peroxisome. Lineage: Eukaryota; Metazoa; Chordata; Actinopteri; Salmoniformes; Salmonidae.
CUACACUACCAGGUCUCAGAGACAAUGUCCGACCAGCAGGAUUACGACUGUAUCGUUAUAGGAGCAGGGAUACAAGGCUCCUUCACCGCCUAUCACCUGGCUAAAAACAACAAGAGAACUCUUGUACUGGAGCAGUUCCUCCUGCCCCACUCCCGGGGGAGUUCCCAUGGCCAGACCAGGAUCAUCAGGAAGGCUUAUGAACAUGAAUUUUACACCCACAUGAUGGAGGAAUGCUACCUGCUCUGGGCUAAACUGGAGGCUGAGGCUAAUGUCACACUGUUCAGAUAUGACAGGAAAGCAUUCAAUUAUGCCACUUCUGUUAAAUGUGUCUGCCCUUAUGUGCUGUGCUGCCGUUGCCAGGUGGUGAAGAUCAAUGUGUGCUACUGGAAGGAGAAGGUUCCGGGCACAUAUGACAUCAGCAGCCGCUUCCCUUGCUUUGUCCAGUUGGGAGUGGAGGGAUCGCAGUACCACUUCUAUGGCCUUCCCUCCAAUGAGUACCCAGGCCUGAUGAAGAUCUGCUACCACAUGGGCAGUGAGACGGAGCCCGACGAGAGGGACCGACAGACAGACAGGACGGACGUCAAUCUCCUGUCCCAGUUUGUGUCCCGCUACCUCCCGGGCCUGGAGCCAGAGCCAGCUGCGGUGGAGAGCUGCCUGUACACGGUCACACCAGACCAUCACUUUGUUCUAGAUCGUCACCCUCACCACAACAACAUCAUCAUUGGAGCAGGAUUCUCAGGUCAUGGUUUCAAGUUUGGUCCAGUCGUUGGGAAGGUGCUGUGUGAGCUGAGCCUUGGACAGAUGCCCUCCUAUGACCUCUCCCCAUUCAAAAUCCAGCGGUUCCAGUCCAACCCCAAAUCCUCUUUAUAGACCUAGUCACAAAGUAAGCAACUGGAAUCAGAAGCAAGUAUUGAUCCACUAUGGUUCAUCUCAGUACAGACUGAUUGACAAGGUCCAAUGUGAACUUUGUUAUGAAUGUGAAGUAUCCAAGUGCGUAUGAUGCCAAUACCACCUCUUUGUGAAUGAUGCACAUACCAUAGACUUCUGUAUGAUUUACAAACAAGGCAGCUACUCAUUGACUAUCAGAGCUGCAUUAUAAAUCAAGAUAAUAAUGAAUGUAGAUGAUGAAGACUGAAACCUGUUGUUUAUCUAUAGGUUUUCAAUCCCUGCCUUGGUACUCACUUUGAUUUUCA